Messenger RNA from Rattus norvegicus (Norway rat), 5556 nucleotides. The record is from RefSeq and is a predicted model, not a curated record. Lineage: Eukaryota; Metazoa; Chordata; Mammalia; Rodentia; Muridae.
UGAAUAAGUUUAUUUAUUUAUUUUUUAAAAAAGGUAAUGCUUCACAGUGGCCUAACUUUUUUCUGUCAUAUCUUGACUUUGAUGGUUCUACUUUCUCAGGCUUUAAUUCAUGUCCUUUGGGGACAUUCUAGGUCCAGACUGACAUCUUCAGCUUCAAGUUCAAGUUAACCUACAGCCUCACCAUGAUGUGGCCCCUUGAAUGCUGAGAUUCUAGUGUGUGUGCCUUCUGUCAGCCUUCCCGAAUUUCUUCAUGCUGACUUCGGUAUAAGUCUAAGAGGGCUAGUUAUGUAUUGCUCUGGGAAAUCUACAUUCCUGCAAGCAGAAUCUUUUUUUUUUCUUUUGUGAGGAGCCUGUCCUAGUAGUCAAUAAACGUGGUAUCUGUUAACGGUAAUUUAUAAAAAGCAAGUUUAUCCUUGGUGAUCAGCCCAUUAUGAAGCAGCUUUCCAUGAAAGGAGGAGGACCGUUGACCGAUUACAAAUAAUUCUGAGAGCUGAACACAGGACACAAAUGACUUCAAUGACCUCAUACAGAAUCAAAACAUGCGUGGUGCGAUUCUAUAGUUCUAACAGGUCAAAAUGAGAGUUCUUGUCUUCCCAAGAAUUACUCCUGUCCGCAGGAAAGCAAACCUCAGCGAGUAAACCUCAAGCAUUUUUUUAAGCACCCACCCAGGGCUUCUCUCUGGAAACGACCACAUUUCUGAUUUAGUAAAAGGUCCAUUAUUCCUGAAUCUUUAGAAUACUGGUUCCCCAAUUAGUUCUCUUCAACUCCUACUUUUCUCUCACCAGGGAAGGUGUGGAUAGGAAAUCUUUGAGGCGGGACUGGACCGCCCUUUUGGAGGCGUGGGUAACGCACUUCUUCAACCCCUUCUUCGACCCCCUUAAGCUACUGAUUCCAUUCCUUGCCUCAAUCGGUAGCGAUUCCUCUGUUUAAACAAACUAGUUCCUUACAAGGCCUGCCGUCAAGGAGCGAGGGCAGGGGCAAGCUCCGAGUUCUGGCGAUUGCUCCAACCACCACUCCCCAGACCCCGUUGCCACGCAGUGCCACAUCAGCGACUGCACAGCGUAGAGCGCCCAGCUAAAUUCUUUUCUAGGAGGCGAGUAGCCUAGUGGGCGGAGGCAGAUUGAGCCCACAGGAGUGGCAGGCUGCUCCACCAAUCGGUAACCAGGGAGGAGGCUUUGCCUCCAACCGCAGCCACAGCCAGUGCCCCGCCGGGAAACCAGAUGAAGCACAUCUGGACAGCUGUGCCGAGAAAGUUUGUGGGCCCUUUCCAGGCCUGCCACCAGCAAGGCACGUCCCCCACGUAGCCUCCUGCUAGCCACUUACUACUUAAAUAUUUUUUUUUCCCAAGAAGCAAUCAGCAACCCAAGCUUGAAUCCUUUUCUUCUCCCCUAUUUGAGGCGAGGCCACAUCACAUCAACACAGUUUAAUUUUCAUGGGGCUUUGCGAUCAAAAGAACAGAAACGGCAACAAAAGUCCAGCUGCCUUCUGAUCCUAACUGACAAAGUGGGGACCCAGUAAGGUGUGAGUAAACAGGCCAAGCUGGGUCAUGGGGAGUUUCAUAGGUCAUGCUCUCCCUGGGACUUUCUUCAUCAUGAUGGGCUUUUGGUGGACUACAAAGAACAUUCUGAAAUCUGUCUACAAAAAACACACUCGAACCUGCUAUCUGAAUUCUAAAACAUUAUUACGUCGAAUAGAGAUUUGGGAAGGAGUUGUUGUGGUUAUAAUGGCUCUUACUGGUAUAGCUGGGGAACAGUUUAUCUCGGGAGGACCUGCCUUGAUCUUGUAUAAAGACGGCCAAUGGAACCAGAUCCUGGGCUGGCAUCACACCACCAUGUACUUCUUCUUUGGUCUACAGGGUGUAACCCAGAUCGUAUGUUUUACUACUAAUGCACUUCCGCUUUCCUUAAGCAAGUUGAUGUUAGCGAAUGCCAUCUUUGUGGAGACAUUUAUCUUCUACAACCACACACAUGGUCGGGAAAUGGUUGAUAUUUUUGUACACCAACUUCUGUCCUACACCACCACGGCGGCGGGUCUAGUUGCCUUCAUGGAGUUCCUCACAAAGAACAAUGUACUUCUGGAGCUCGUGAGGUCAAGUCUCAUCCUAUUACAAGGAACCUGGUUCUGGCAGGUUGCUUUUGUUCUGUACCCUCCUAAAGGAAGAGCUACAUGGAACCUGUCCGAUAUUGGAAAUAAAAUGUUUCUCUCAAUGUGCUUUUGUUGGCAUUAUGCAUCAAUUGUCAUGCUCAUCGGAGUAAUAUUUGCGUUGGCCAACUGGCUGACGUCUGAACCUCUUCUUCUUAGGGGCUGGGCAGUCUUCAGGAACAGUACCAGGAUGCAAGGAAAAACUCUCCCUCGUGUCAGCUCCCCUCCAGAGCCAACAGAAGACUACUGUCUCUUCCUGUUUCAAAAGUCUUCAGAUGCGCAAUAAAUGACUUGCCCAUUUGCACAUCCUUAGAAACAAGAAACUCCACUUUUAUUUUUUAGCCUCUUGCAGUCCCCAUCAUGCGUUGUUCUACUCUCUGAGCUGACAGUUCCCUUUGCCUGGCAUAUUUACACUAAGUGCCCAUCUCUUCUUCAAAACCUUUUAUAAUUCCUCUGAUUUAUAUUGAUCUGAUUCAGUAGUUCUUUGUUUCCACAGACACUUUAAGUAUUGUGAUCUACCAAUUGCCAUAUGUUGACUAUAAGUGCUUGUUAAUCCUCUCUGCCAGCUACAUUGUAUCCUCAAUGUGAAAACAAUCAUUUUUAUAUCCCCAAACCUACUGGCACAUUGACAGACAUAUAGUAAGUGCUCAGUUAACAUUUUGUUCAGAAAUUGUAUUUUAUAUGUUUUUAUUUUCCUUUAAUAUUAAUAUUGGAAAGACAAGACCAAGAGUUCAACAUUUCCUGAACUAUCCUGGCUUCCCGUCCAUAAACCCCCAUCCCAUCCUCCUUCCCCCUUCUUCUAUGAGGGUGUUCCCCCACCCAGCCACCCACCCCUUCCUGCCUCCCUGCCGUGACAUUCCCCUACACUGGGAUAUCAAGCCUUGGCAGGACCAAGGGCAUCUCCUCCCAUUGUUGCCCAACAAGGCCAUCCUCUGCUACAUAUGCAGCUGGAGCCAUGGGUCUGUCUGUGUAUAGUCUUUGAGUAGUGGUUUAAUCUCUGGGAGGUCUGGUUAGUUGGUAUUGUUGUUCCUCUGGGGUUGCAAACCCCUUCCACUCCAAUCCUUUCCACAACUCCUCCAAUGGGGACCCCGCUGAACUAUUUUAAUAUAUAUUUAAGCAACAGUUUUAAAAUAUCACAAAAAUUUGAUAUUGUCUUUCAGUGAGAUCACACAAAUAACUAAUUCAGUCCUGAUUUUGGGAAUAAGGAGCUUUAAAAUGCUGUUAGUCAGGGUUUCACAAGUCAUUAAAUGUCAGACAUUAUAUCCAAGUUGUUUGACAUAGUACAAUGACAGCCACACAAGCAUAUCUAAGUCACAGAAUUCUCCUCCCUAAAUGCUUGAAAGAUUACACUAAAUGUUCCAAUUUUGCAAAAUAAUGGUUCAAGGUUGCCUCAUUCUAUUGCCUGCCUAUAGUCUUGAUUACAUAAGCUCAGGUGAAACCUAUGUGUUGGGAAAUCUUGUUGCAUAUUUAAUGUUUCCCUAAAAUAUACCUCUGUUGCAGAGAACUAUUUCAAUAAUCCUUGCCUAUGAAUAAAGAAGCCUAUAUCUAGAUAUAUUUUUCACACAGUGAGUCAUGUAAAGAACAAAGUGGGGCUUGUUCACACACUAGGCACUAAGUUUCAUGGAGGUAACGCUUGUGUCAGCUCAGCUCUCUUGGAUAUUAAUUGAUGAGAACAUGAGGCAAGAGCAGAAACAUACCACGGUCUUGAUUCCCCAAAUUUUCCUCAUUCUAGUAACUAGCAAUGUAUCUGAGUGUCUGCCUCUCUCUCUGCCUCUCUCUCUCUCUCUCUCUCUCUCUCUCUCUCUCUCUCUCUCUCUCACACACACACACACACACACACAUACACAUCUAUUUGUCUAUCCACCCAUCAUUUUUCUAUCUAUCUAUGUAUGUGUGUAUGUAUGUAUGUAUGUAUGUAUGUAUCUAUCUAUCUAUCUAUCUAUCUAUCUAUCUAUCUAUCUAUCUAUCUAUCUACCUAUCUACUUAUUUAUCUAUUUUUCUUGUUUGUUUUUAAGACAGGGUAUCACUAUGUGGUUCUGAGUCACUUAGAACUUUCUGCAUAGACCAGGCUGGCAACAGACUCACUGAGCAGUUUUUCUUAGCUGACGAAUCAACAGACAUUAUUGAUUAUGUUCAGUUGCUUUUUGUUGGAGAUUCUAGGGUCAGUUGGUGAUGUAUAAAGAAUUGGUAGGCUCUAUUCAUAGAUGAGUGAUGUGACCUCUUGUCAGAUUGUUCCAAAGGUCAGUGAUGUGUCAAAUGUGUCAAGGUUAUAGGUUAGAAUCACUUCUGACUCUGGUUAGGGCUAGGGCAGAAAAAAUGGGAUGAAGUUGUUGAUGAAGCUUUCAUGAAGAUUUUGUGUGGGAUUCAGAGCACAGGAAUGACAGGAUGUAUGGAUAGAGCAAACCAGAACUUCAUCAGACAAAGAAAGACAGAAAGUAAACGUAGGAAUGUAAACAGGCUGACGGAAUCGUUCAUAAAAAGUAAUUCAGGCCAGACUUAAUAUGUGUAUUCAGUUGGACUGUCACCCUAAGAAAAGGUCAUGUAUUUCCUUACAGGAACACCACUUUGCAAUCCACACGUAGUUAUGGAUUUGAUGUAGAUGCAUCAAUGUCAGGUUCCUUUACAUCUGUCCUGCUUGCUUAACAAAUGAUCAGUUGUCUUCUGGUAAAUAACUAAGCAAUCUCAUAACACAUUUUACAGACAACAUCUUUUCUGUUUCCUUAGUCCUUGGUGUAGUCCAUACUCAUUUCCAGGUAUCUCAAAGUCAGGUAGGAAUCAUUUCCCUUUUGGCAUUGCCUUUGUUCAUGGUCAUUGUAGGAAUAAUCUAUAGUUCAUUACAGUUUAGAUUCACAUUUCUCUAAAGUUUUGACUCUUGGUAUCACGUAACCAGAGAUGAUCUUCUUUUUCCCCAGGUUAGUUAAAUCUAGACUUAGGAAGGUCUGCACCUCAGAAGUUGGACUCCUUAAACAUGUUGACCGUGAACAAGAAUCAGAAGAAGAAGUAUGAUUUUGAUGGGCAUCAAGUCUUUCUAGAUAAACCUUCUCAUUUUGGGUUGCCUGUUUCUUUUGACUCGAGAACAGUUCUCUGAGGCUGACUCCAUGCUGUUUGUAUUUCCAGUUUUGUUAAAGUGUUGGACUUUAAAUAUCUUACUUUCAGCUCUGAAAGUACUGUGGGUGAUAAAUUCAUUUUGCAUAUUGUGCAUGCAUAUAAUUCAAGAGCAACCAUAAUUUUUUCCAAAGUCAUAUAUUGUUCCAUGUUCAUUUAUUAAAAUUACAUAUUUUAUUUUUCCUGAUAGAUACCUUCAAGCCUUGUGGUCUUGCCAUCAGUAUAAUACAUUAAAUGUUCAAUUCUACUUGUUUAUCUUGUUGCCACAAUGAAAAAAAAUAAAUGAAUUCAUGCACCUUGGUACAGAAA